AUGGGGGAAGAGAAAAAGAAAAAAACCAAGUUCUGCAUCAACGACCACCAAGACCUCCUCAUCGAGAUACUGACGAGACUGGAUGAGCGCUCCCUGGGAGUGGCUGCCUGUGUCUGCCGCCUCUGGUGCUCCAUUUGCCGCAAUGAUUCGCUCUGGGAGAACCUCUGCUUCCGCCAAGUAUCCCCUCCUACGCCGGAUGUAAGACCGGUGGUGGCGGCCCUUGGUGGCUAUAGGCGUCUCUACAUGGUCUGCCUACGCCCGGUGCUGAGUCGGCUCUCCAGACUGAGUCUAGGAACGGGGGCCAACUACUCGGGAGGCAAUGGGAGGGUCUGGACUCGAGACGAGGUGCAACUCUCGCUGUCGCUCUUCUCGAUAGAUUAUUAUGAGAGGCUGGGUGCGAGGAAGGAUGGUGAUGCCCAUGCGUCGGCCUCGUCGCUUAUGUUUCUCUGCAAACCGGUGAAUGUGUGA
Messenger RNA from Nelumbo nucifera (sacred lotus), 468 nucleotides. The record is from RefSeq and is a predicted model, not a curated record. NCBI's taxonomy places the organism in Eukaryota, Viridiplantae, Streptophyta, Magnoliopsida, Proteales, Nelumbonaceae.